Messenger RNA from Mya arenaria, 7671 nucleotides. Its product is annotated as fibronectin-like. The transcript is spliced from 37 exons. Gene Ontology annotation, molecular function: protein binding. Lineage: Eukaryota; Metazoa; Mollusca; Bivalvia; Myida; Myidae. The coding region runs from base 250 to 5703 and encodes 1817 amino acids. Gene Ontology annotation, cellular component: membrane. The record is from RefSeq and is a predicted model, not a curated record.
GUUUAUAAACUUUUCAAUCCAGUUAUGCACUUGAAGAAAUGUUAUUUAAAACUUCCUUGUUUCGGCGACCAUCUUGAAUAUUGAAUAUGAGACUAUUUCGUGUGAACUAUUCGGGGUGUCAGAGGAAAUAAACAUUUUGUUAUAACAAUUUGUACAGAAGUGAAAUUGUUUCACCUGGAUAUUGACACCAGAGGUGUGGUCGAAAUAACAAAUAUAAACAUUGCCAUUCUGGCAGUUUUCGACACUCGGAUGACAGCUAUGAGAAGUGCACAUUAUUUUGCCUUGUUGGUGAUUUUUGUGUCACUUGUAAGGACGUGUUAUGGAAUUGGAGAAAAUUGCACUUUGGGGGACUGUUCUGGUCCUGGUGAGAUUUGUGUUGAGGACAACUGUGCAUGUGACUCCAGCACCCACUACCAAGCUCAAGGAGGAACACAAUGUUCAGCGAAGGGCACCUCCAUAGGUGGAGCAUGUACAGUGCCUGGUAUCGGUUCAGUUGGCUCCGCCUGUAGUGCCUCAAAUUCACAAUGUACAGGGUCCAGUGGUGAGGGUCAAGGAACUUGUUCUUGCUUGAGUGGAAAUUACCAGUCCGCCACAAACGUUUGCAGUCCAAUCGGCACCUCCAUAGGAGGAUCUUGUACAGUGCCUGCCAGCACCGGUUCAAGUGGCUCCCCCUGUAGUGCCUCAAACUCACAAUGUACAGGGUCCAAUAGCGACAGCUUUGGAAAGUGUUCUUGCUUGGAUCAAAAUUACCAGUCUGCCACAAACAUGUGCAGUCAAAUUGGCACCACCAUAGGAGGGUCCUGUACAAAACCUGGCACCGGCUCAAUUGGCUCCGCCUGUAGUGUCCAAAACUCACAAUGUACAGGGUCCAGUGGCGAGGGUCUUGGAAAGUGUUCUUGCUCGGAUCAAAAUUACCAGUCUGCCACAAACAUGUGCAGUCCAAUUGGCACCACCAUAGGAGGGUCCUGUACAAAACCUGGCACCGGCUCAAUUGGCUCCGCCUGUAGUGUCCAAAACUCACAAUGUACAGGGUCCAGUGGCAAGGGUCUUGGAAAGUGUUCUUGCUCGGAUCAAAAUUACCAGUCUGCCACAAACAUGUGCAGUCCAAUUGGCACCACCAUAGGAGGGUCCUGUACAAAACCUGGCACCGGCUCAAUUGGCUCCGCCUGUAGUGUCCAAAACUCACAAUGUACAGGGGCUAGUGCCGAGGGUCUUGGAACGUGUUCUUGCUCGGAUCAAAAUUACCAGUCUGCCACAAACAUGUGCAGUCUAAUUGGCACCACCAUAGGAGGGUCCUGUACAAAACCUGGCACCGGCUCAAUUGGCUCCGCCUGUAGUGUCCAAAACUCACAAUGUACAGGGUCCAGUGGCGAGGGUCUUGGAACGUGUUCUUGCUCGGAUCAAAAUUACCAGUCUGCCACAAACAUGUGCAGUCUAAUUGGCACCACCAUAGGAGGGUCCUGUACAAAACCUGGCACCGGCUCAAUUGGCUCUGCCUGUAGUGUCCAAAACUCACAAUGUACAGGGGCUAGUGCCGGGGGUCUUGGAACGUGUUCUUGCUCGGAUCAAAAUUACCAGUCUGCCACAAACAUGUGCAGUCUAAUUGGCACCACCAUAGGAGGGUCCUGUACAAAACCUGGCACCGGCUCAAUUGGCUCCGCCUGUAGUGUCCAAAACUCACAAUGUACAGGGGCUAGUGCCGGGGGUCUUGGAACGUGUUCUUGCUCGGAUCAAAAUUACCAGUCUGCCACAAACAUGUGCAGUCUAAUUGGCACCACCAUAGGAGGGUCCUGUACAAAACCUGGCACCGGCUCAAUUGGCUCCGCCUGUAGUGUCCAAAACUCACAAUGUACAGGGUCCAGUGGCGAGGGUCUUGGAAAGUGUUCUUGCUCGGAUCAAAAUUACCAGUCUGCCACAAACAUGUGCAGUCCAAUUGGUACCUCCAUAUGGGGAUCAUGUACUGUGCCUAGGAGCGGCUCAAGUGGCAACCCAUGUAGUGCCCAAAACUCCCAAUGUACAGGGUCGAGUGGCGAGGGUCUUGGAGCGUGUUCUUGUUUGAGUGGAUAUUACCCGUCGGCCACAAAUGUGUGCAGUCAAAUUGGCACCACCAUAGGAGGAUCAUGUACAGUACCUGGCACCGGCUCAAGUGGCUCACCCUGUAAUGCCCCAAACUCACAAUGUACAGGGGCUAGUGCCGGGGGUCUUGGAACAUGUUCUUGCUUCAGUGGAUAUUACCAGUCGGCCACAAUCAUGUGCAGUAAAAUUGGUACCUCCAUAGGGGUCUCAUGUACAAAACCUAGCAGUGGCUCAGUUGGCUCCCCCUGUAGUGCCCCUGCCUCACAAUGUACAGGGACCAGUGGCGAGGGUGCUGGAACGUGUUCUUGCUUGAGUGGAUAUUACCCGUCGGCUACAAACGUGUGCAGUACAAUUGGCACCUCCAUAGGGGCCUCAUGUACAAAACCUAGCAGUGGCUCAAGUGGCAACCCCUGUAGUGCAACAAACUCACAAUGUACAGGGUCCAGUGGCGAGGGUGCUGGAACGUGUUCUUGUGUGUAUCAAUAUUACCAGUCUGUCACAAAUGUGUGCAGUCCACAGGUGGGCCUCGGUUCCCAGUGCACCAUGAAAUCAGCAUGUUUAAAUGAAAACUCUGACUGCCUUGGACAUCCGUCUGGUAGUGGAUCAACUUGUCAGUGUACAAGCGACUAUUUUGACACAAACACCGUGGACAAUAUUCAGGGAUUGUGUAUCAGAAAAAUAACAUUGGAUAGUCGGUGUGACACUUCUCAUAGCAAUUUGGACCAGUGUGCUGCUGACAAUGCUAUAUGUGACUCCAGAUAUAGUUAUGCUUGCAAAUGCAGAUAUGGCUAUUAUGUUGAUCCCAGCAAUCCAGCAAUAUGUCAAGCAAGACAACCAUUGGGUGUAGUCUGUCAGUACAAUACUGAUUGUACAGACCCCAAUGCAGAGUGUUCGAGCUCCAAAUGUAGGUGCGUUGAUGGAUUUUAUGACACAAAUGGGAUUGACAUGGAUGGAACUUGCAAAUCAGUUGCUGAAUUGCGUGUGACCAACAUAAACUUCCAAGGUAUCAGUACCUCACAGUUUUCUGUCAGCUGGGACAUACCAGAUGGGAAAGCACAAUAUAUUCAGACGUUUGUUGUGGAGUGGAUGCCAAAGGACAAUACUAUUGGAGGUGGAACUAAGACACUAUCUGGCUCAUUUACUACAGCACUGCUUGAUAGUGGAAUAAGUGCAGGAAAAAGCUACACUGUGAAAAUAACUUCUAUAAAUUCUCAACUGGGAGUGAACAGAUCAGUUUUUUCUUCCACUGAUCAGGACGCAAAACCAAAUCCACCAACAUGGGAUGCAGCCACCGAUAUAAAUCCUGACAUUGACAACACAAUAACAGUUUUAUGGAAUGCUCCAUCUGGAAGUGUCUAUGGUUAUCAAGUCAGUUUGAUUGACGGAUCCACAACGGUUGUCACAACAGGGGUAUUGCAGUCACAUUUUACAAGGCUAACUUCACCUAAUAUCAAAAACGGAUACAAUUACACUGUACAGAUUAUUAGCAAGAGCGAAAGCAACACUGUUGAAAGUGAUCCUCUUACCUAUGUAAUAAAGACUGAAGUUAUAGCACCGGGUGCUCCCACUGGAGCAAAUUGUAAGGAGGUUGCUGAUGAAUUCAUUACAGUCGACUGGAAUGCUCCUGCAGUGUCAAAUGGAGAUCUCCGACAAUACUUUGUUCAUGUAUAUAAUUCAACUGGUCUGGUGAAAAUUGUCGGUACUGACACUGUUGUAAAUGAAUUAAAGGUCCUAAGUUUAAAACCUGGGACAUACUACAACUUCCGAGUGUACACAGAAAAUGAGAAAUACAACUCUUCUUUAUAUGGAGAAGCAUCCUCCUGUCAAACAAAGCCAAAAAUGUCUGAUGCACCACAAGAUAUUACAAUUACGGGAGUUACAAGCAGGGCUUUCACAGUCUCUUGGAAGAGACCCAAUAAUACAUACAGUGAAGCAAUCCUGGGUUAUGUUUUGCAAAUAAAGGAAGGGGAUUCAUGUGUGCAAGAAGUAAAAUACAAGUGUUCAAAUUGCAAGAGAAGCUUUGAUAGUGCUCCAACAUCAAGUAGAGUUUGCAAUGGAGGAGAUAGGAAUGAUGAAAGUAAAUCAAAGGAAGAGCUUCAAAACUCCACCUUGACGUUUAGUAAUAAUACGUUUAAACCUGAUACUGACUACACCGUGUUAGUUGCUGCUGUAAAUGGUAUUGGAUGGGGUUAUCAGGCAGAACAGUCGGUUAGAUCCAAAGAAGAAGAACCUCAAGAGCCCCCAAAAGUAGUUAAUGUAUCUGAUAUCGGGAAGACGUCUUUCAAUGUAUCAUGGAGUUUGAUUGGACCAAGGCCGGGACAGGUCACAUACACGGUGAUCCUAACUGCAGACACGGGAGCUGAGUCCAAAACAUAUACUGUUAAAGGUUAUGAGUCUCACAAAACUCUGAUUGCUGAUGGACUAGAAGAGUAUUGGAACUAUACUGUGAGUGUCACAGCAAGAACUAACGUAGGUGAUGCUAAAUCAUCCGAUACCACACAAAAAUACAGGACUCUGCCUUCAGCACCUGGAGCUGUAACUGAGUUUGAAGCAGUUAAGGCUAAGCAGCGCUCCGACAAUUUCCACAAAAUGACAAUCCGUUGGAAAGCCCCUUCAUUGUUGGAGCGCAAUAGUAAUAUAAAGGAAUAUGUGCUGAAACACAAUGUUGGAAACAUUACAACUAAUUCGGGGGCUGCUGAACAGUUGCAGUCCCUGUCUUUUGUGUCUAAGGCUGGUAAUGAGUUUUACAGUAAAGAGUUUGAUGUGAUACCUGAAACAACGUACAGGUUUGAGGUUUAUGCUGUUAACAAUGAGAGUACAGAUAAUAUUGGGAAGAAAAUGAUGAUCAGCGAAAUAGCCCCAGCUGGAUUCCCUGUCAGUAUUGAAGAAGCUGACGCAACCUUAAAUGUUGUGAAAGAAGGCUCGAAAGACCAAACCUUCAUAAGUCUGAAUCUCGUGAGAGAUUUUUUCACUGAGGAAUCCAAUGGAAGAGUACAGAGGACCGCCUUACUUGGGUGCAAAAGCAGUGCAUGUCCGGAAAACAUUUUUGACUAUGCAGCCACUCAAGAGAAGGUUGAUGCUCUGGCCAACUGGCAAAAGGCUGCACAAAAUGGCCUGUAUAGGAUCACCUCAGCUGACUGGUUAACAAAGAACAAGAGAAGGCGUCGAAGCACGUACACAGACGUCCCGUACACUGUGGGCACAGAGAAUUGUGAUGGUGUCCCGGAAGGCACAUACUGUAAUGGACCCCUUGAGCCAGAGACGGAAUAUAUAUUUGUUGCUGUUGUUUGUACCAGUACGGGAUGUACAGUCAGCAAAAAGUAUGGACCUUUCAUUACAGAGGAGGCAGUUCCUCAACCUGUAGGCAUAAUAGUGGGUAUAGUUGUUGGGAUAAUUGCAAUCCUUGCCGUUGCCGUUGUGGUGGUCUUUAUUCUAAGAAGACGCAGGAACAAGACUCCACCGAUAAACGAAGAAUACAGUGUGGGAAUCGAUAAUAAUACUGACUCGGUUUCAACAAAAGAUGGCAUUCGUUUAAUCGUCUACGAAAAUGUUAUAUCAGUGUUGAAUCUGCAGUUGAUAGACUUUUGGUUCUUAACACACAAUGCAAAGAAAUCACUAGCGUCCUGAAUACUAGUUUUGCAUUGUUUGACGACCUCAGAUGCUUGUCGUUUAGUUUGCCACCGAUGCCAUCACAUGGCCCCUUACCAUGUCUGGAUUCAAAGUAAUUCCAACGUGCUCUCAUCCAAAAAAAAGCUCAUUGUGCCGCUCGACAACUUCUGUGAUAAACGGUUAUGUACAGUAUUGUGAGGAUGGAUUAUAAGUCUAAUAAUGGUUUGAUUUUCACGGUUUUAUUAAAAUAUUUUGCAUAUAUUCAUACCUCAUAAGAUACGUUGACAUGCAUAAGAUACGUUAUUCAAUUGUCAUCCGGGUACUCUUCCUAAACUACUACAUGAAUUGUUUCAUUUACCUUAAGUAUGAAAUUACCAUUUCUAAAAUCUUAUAUAUUAAUAGUUAUCCUAAAAUCAUUGAGAUAUAACAAAUUCAGUCGCAAACUUUACUCACUUUGUUUUCGUCAUGUUUUUUGACGUUUCAAACGUUCGCGGCAUUCAAACUUGAAAUGUAAUAAACAAAAACGUCUACAUCAUGGUUCCGGUGGAUGUUAAAAUAUUGAUGAUUUGCAUCUACGCCGUUUAGCUCGAUUUAUUUCAGGGUGUUAAUCAAUUAAAUUAUUUCUAGAACGUAUCUUAUUCGAACGUAUCUGAUGCACAUUAAAUUCAAUGCUUAAUUACUUAGUCAAUUUUAAUUGGACAGAUAUGCAUUUUGGUUAUUUUUAAAGCACAUGACUGCCUGUAAUUAUAUAUAGGAUUAGGACGUAUUAUGACCAUUUUGCUUCAGAUAUGGAGGUUCGACUGGGAACGUAUUUGAUGGAUUUUUUUGUGCAAACCCAGUCGUGAUUGAAACAAACCCUUAAAUUUACUUUUUAUCCAUUUUACCUGUAGGGUACUUUUCAUUAAGUUUAUCUAUAUAUGUUCUUUGUUUGAUUGAACACUUUUAAAACAUUAAGCUGCCAUUUAUAACCAAAUAAAUUUGGCCGUAAAUCUAAGGAACGUAUCUUAUUCGUACUUUUGGAACAAAAAAUACCAAACACAGCAGCAUUUUAUCCUUGAAAACAAUAAGUCAAACCUUCCUUCUUAUGAUAAAAUGAAAAAUAAAUGUUUAAUUAACUUCAGUAUGCAUAUUAUCGCAUAUACAAUGUGGUGUUUAUCAUUUGUGACACCCCAAAAUGACCAAAUACAGCUAAUAUCUGAUAUAGCCACAGCAAUAUGACAGUUUGUAUACAAAAAAACUAAUUGGUUUGAGAAAAUAUUGAUAUUGUUCAACACAAAAGUGCCCCCAGACCCACCUUAACAUUAUUCAUUGUCAAAUUAUAUGCAUGGGACAGCCGAUUUUCAAAAGUUACUGAGUUAACGUGGAAUGAAUGUUAAAUGUCAACAUUUGAUCAAAUCGAUCUUAUCCACUCUCUAACCCGUACACUUUUUUUAAUCCUUACCAUCCUAAGUCACAAUGCUUAUAAGUAAAUUGGAAUGCGCGUGAUCGGUUAAUAACCGGAUUACUGAAGUAACUAAACAUGUAUAUUCACAUUGUUUGCUCUUUAAUGGUCAGUUUUUGAUGUAAGUAUUGUUUCAGCUUUCAAACUUGACCACACCCUAGCUUCUUAUGAUUUAUAUUAAGUAUAACAUAACAUAACCCAACGAGUAUCAUGACCUGUUGGAUUUGUUUUCUCAUUCAUUAGUUAUGGUUCACAAAAUUGUCCAAAUAGGACCAAAUUGACUGUGCACGUUCUCUGACAUGAGAUCAAUUGGUAUCGAAUGUUUUACCAAGCUUCUUUCAUAUGUAAAUGGGGAUACCAUAUUGCCCACGAGUGGCCUAACUUAUAUAUAUAUAUAUAUAUAUAUAUAUAUGUGCAUUCUUUACUCAAUUUGAUUUCAAUGUUAGUAGAUAUAAUAUGAUUCACGUUAACUGAUUACUUUUUCGGGGGCGUAGGCUUCAUCAUAUGGGGAUCUCAUAUUCAUUUUUUUAAUAUUGCACAAGAUA